CAAUAGUAUACUUUGAUAAUCAGUCCAUCUGGAUGUGAUCGCUUACUCAAGUGUCUGCAAUAAGCAGGUUAAAUCAUUGUGAAGAUAAGACGCUGGAAAGCAAGUGAAGACUGAUACACUUAUCCCUCUUCACCACCUCCUGUAUUCUACCAUGAUUACACUCUAAAGAGGACAUUUAGUUAAUAGUCAUCAAUUGUGCUUCUCCUUACCCCUCUAUGAGGAAGUAACCUAAUAGCCAAGUUGCAAGCUACUACUUCUUCUAAGGGCCAUGAGUUUCAUAGGUGACACCUGGAAAAUGAGAUAAUGACCACCUAUAUCCUUUAUCCUGGGCAUUCAGGAAGGGUUUGGACUCUUUUUGACAUUUCUGAAUCAACAACAGAGGAUAACAGCUAUGAUGUGAUGUAUAAGCCACACAAAUAAAUACAAAUGUGGACUGUAGGCCUCCAAAGAAGAAAUGAACUUGCUGAGGAUCUGUGCCAGACACUGGAAAUGUCUGAGAUGUUAAGAGAAACUGAUAACAUCUGAACAUAUCCAACCAAACAGGCAAAAUCUUGCACCAUCACUACCACCACAUUUUACCACAAAGGAAUGCCACUGCACAUGGACUCCAAGCAGAUUAAAAAUAAAAAUAGUUGACUAGACUUCAGACUGUCCUGAACGGGAUGACGGCUACAGCUACAGUGAAGACACCAAAAAUGGAGAAGAGUACCUCCAAGGAAGAGAAACAGCAGCCUAAGCAGGACAGCACAGAGCAGGGCAAAGCUGAUUCUGAAGAGUGGAUGAGCUCUGAGAGUGACCCUGAACAAAUGAGCCUUAUGAGUGGUAACCACAAUGAAGACAGCUGUCAACCUGGGGUUUCUCAGUUAAAGAAAGAUGUGAUUCCCUCCAAGUCACACCGCCAGCUCUGUAGAUCACCUUGCCUAGAUUGUCCAAGCUUCUCCCAGAGCAGCAUUUUGCAGUAUGGGAAGCUUGACUUGGAAAAGGAAUAUCAAGCCAAGAUGGAUUUUGCUCUAAAGUUGGGCUAUGCAGAGGAACAGAUUCAAUCAGUGCUGAACAAGUUGGGCCCAGAAUCACUUAUUAAUGAUGUAUUGGCAGAACUUGUAAGACUUGGGAACAAAGGUGAUACAGAAGGACAGGUCAACUUGAGUCUGUUAGUGCCUCGGGGGCCCAAUUCCAGAGAGAUUAUAAACCCUGAACUGUCUCUUGAAGGUGAAAUAGAAAAUAUUGACAAUUUGAGGCCUGUUGUCAUUGAUGGAAGUAAUGUAGCAAUGAGCCAUGGGAAUAAAGAAGAGUUCUCCUGCAGAGGAAUCCAACUUGCUGUAGAUUGGUUUCUAGAUAAAGGCCAUAAGGAUAUUACUGUAUUUGUGCCUGCAUGGAGGAAGGAGCAAUCUCGUCCUGAUGCACCAAUUACAGAUCAAGAUAUCCUGCGUAAACUGGAGAAGGAGAAGAUUCUUGUCUUUACACCAUCGCGAAGGGUCCAAGGCAGGAGAGUUGUCUGCUAUGAUGACCGGUUCAUAGUCAAACUGGCUUUUGAUUCUGAUGGCAUCAUUGUAUCCAAUGAUAACUACAGAGACCUUCAAGUUGAAAAGCCAGAAUGGAAGAAGUUUAUAGAGGAGCGGUUGCUGAUGUAUUCUUUUGUGAAUGACAAAUUUAUGCCUCCAGAUGAUCCUUUAGGACGCCAUGGCCCAAGCCUUGAAAAUUUCUUAAGAAAAAGACCAAUUGUUCCUGAGCACAAGAAGCAACCAUGCCCUUAUGGCAAAAAAUGCACCUACGGCCACAAGUGCAAAUACUACCACCCGGAGCGGGCCAACCAACCCCAGCGUUCGGUGGCUGAUGAGCUCCGCAUCAGUGCCAAACUGUCCACAGUGAAAACCAUGAGUGAAAGUACCCUGGCAAAAUGUGGCACAGGGUUGUCUAGUGCCAAAGGUGAGAUAACCUCAGAAGUCAAACGUGUGGCCCCCAAGCGCCAGUCAGAUCCCAGCAUCCGGUCUGUGGCUGUAGAGCCUGAGGAAUGGUUGUCAAUUGCCCGUAAACCUGAGGCCAGCUCUGUCCCCUCACUUGUGACUGCCCUAAGUGUCCCUACAAUCCCACCCCCCAAAAGCCAUGCAGUGGGUGCACUCAAUACCCGUUCAGCCAGCAGCCCAGUGCCAGGAUCCUCUCAUUUUCCCCACCAGAAGGCCUCGUUGGAGCACAUGGCCAGCAUGCAGUACCCCCCUAUUCUGGUUACCAAUAGCCAUGGGACUCCUAUUAACUAUGCUGAGCAAUACCCAAAGUUUGAGUCCUUGGGAGAUCACAGCUACUAUUCAAUGUUAGGUGACUUCUCCAAACUGAACAUCAACAGCAUGCAUAACCGAGAGUACUACAUGGCUGAAGCAGACAGGGGCAUGUAUGCUCGGAAUCCUAAUCUCUGUCCUGACAGCCAUAUGAGCCAUACCAGGAAUGACAACUAUUCCUCUUAUAACAACCUGUACUUGGCUGUGGCUGAUGCCCAUCCUGAAGACAGUUUGAAGCUGCAUCGCUCAGCAUCUCAGAACCAUCUUCAGCCUUUUCCUCAUGGUUACCAUGAAGCCUUAACACGAGUGCAGAGCUAUGGCUCAGAGGAUUCUAAGCAAGCCCACCACAAGCAGUCAGUCCCCCACUUAGUUCUGCAUGCUCAGCACUCAGCAACUGGACCACGCUCCAGCUGUCCUGCAGACUAUCCCAUGCCUCCCAGUAUCCAUCCUGGAGCCACCCCCCAGCAAGGACGUGCCCUGGUGAUGACUCGGAUGGACAGCAUUUCUGACUCCCGCCUCUAUGAGAGCAACCCCAUGAGACAAAGGCGACCUCCUCUGUGCCGGGAACAACAUGCCAGCUGGGACCCACUGCCCUGUGCAACCGACUCAUAUGGCUACCACUCUUAUCCCUUGAGUAACAGCCUCAUGCAACCAUGCUAUGAGCCAGUCAUGGUAAGAAGUGUGCCUGAAAAGAUGGAGCAGCUUUGGAGGAAUCCUUGGGUUGGGAUGUGCAAUGAUUUCAGGGAGCAUAGGAUCCCAGAGCACCAGUAUCAGACCUACAAGAACCUCUGCAAUAUUUUUCCUUCAAACAUUGUCCUUGCAGUAAUGGAGAAGAAUCCACACACAGUAGAUGCCCAGCAACUGGCAGCCUUGAUUGUUUCUAAGCUUAGGGCUGCACGUUGACAUGACAUAGGAUACAUCCCUUUAUAUAAAUAUGAAUACUAAUAUGAAUAAUGCACUAAUACCAUGAUAGUAACUAUUAAUUUUGUGUUGCGCUUUACAAGUUAUAUCUUGAAGCGUGUAACAACCCUGUGAGGUAAGUCACACUCAAGUCCUCUGAAUCCAAAUCCCAUGCCCUUUUGCUCUGCACCGUGCAGGUAAUGGAGGACAAAACCCAGGAGAGGAGGUCUAAGUUUAAGAAACUCCAAGGAAUUCCAUUACCAAUGUUUUCUUAGUCACACAUUCUGUAUUACAAAGUAAUGAUGAUAAAACUAAUUUAGAGAUCAAGAGCAUCAGAAUCAGAUCAUAUGUUGAAUUAACCUUUUGAGAUUUUUCAUAGGAAUAUUUAAAGCUAUUUAAAAGUAAAUGCAUACUUUAUUGCAUGGAUAUCUGAUCAUUCAAUACCUUUGCUAACCAAGCUAUAGGGUCACAUUGAAGUUUCUAGAAAUAUAUUUCAAACAUAUUGUUAACAAUUAUAUUGCAUGAAUGACUAUAUAUCUAGUUUGAGAUGUGUGUAUUUCUGCAUAACAUUUUACAUAGUGAUAAGAUAGGCUUUGCACAGUCCUUCGUCUAACAGCUUACAGAUCACAAAUCUGACUUGAUUUUGUCACAUUUAUAGUUUCAAAAAAUACUUUGAAAGUGAAAUUACAUGCCAAUAUUUGAACAUUGCUUCCUUAGGCAUCAGAGCAAAUAGCUCUUUCCUUUGCACUUUUUACUUGUCAACAUUUAUUGACAGUUUUUAGCUUUCAAGUCUCUUCACCUCAGCAAAUUAGGGAUCAGAUUGCAGCCACCUUCUGCAGAAGAGCUGUUGGAUAAAAUCAAGUUCCAAGCAUAGUAGGCGUGUGCAAGACAAGCGCAGAAGAGUUUGACCAAGACCAAGGGAUUUACUACCAGAAUCUGCUUCUCUUAUCCCAGAAGAAAUGGCCAAACUUAUGUGGCAUUAAAUGAUGAACACAAAAGCUGCACUCAAGGGAGAAUCUAAAGGGAUGCUCUUUGGACUUUUGACCUAUGCAGCAUUCAACAUCACAGGAUGAAAUGUAAUGGAAGACAGUGCAUAGCCAUGUAACACACUUUCUGAGGCUGUCCACCAGUAGGGCAGUAAGGUUGAUCAUUGGUUGGGCAGAAUUUCUUUAGGAAACAAAUCCAGGGGAUUUUUCUAGGUGGAAAAAGGCAGCUUCCAAAAGGGGAUGCUACAUCUUUGUGAAUAGCUGGCUAUUAUUCAUUUCAAAUCCAUGGAAAGAAGGUGCACUUGCCCUUAGAUAAUUCUUAAAUGUGUUUCUAUAGACGGCAGAAUUCUGGGUUGAGCUGCACCAUUUGUGCAACUUGUAUCUUGCUCAGGGUGGGACCUUUGUAGCUAAAUGCCUUUAGAAGAGGCAUUUAUUGUUUUUGUUUUUCUUGAGCUGUACACUAAAUGAACCCCCUUUUUGAAUCCAUUGUAUAUUUUAACAUUUUGAACCACAACCAGCUAUUUCUUGAGCUAUUACUUGCUAAUCUCUAUGUUCGUUUGCCAUGAAAGUUGAAAAAGCCUGUUCUCGGCCUUUUGUUUCUUCAUGAGAUGGUCUGACAACUGCCUAUAAAAGUUUCUUACUAUGAAACACUCCGAAUGUGAGGCUGUAGUCAGGGUGGUUUCUGGUGGUUUGAUAAUGGUUUGCAUGCUACUUUCUGACUUUCUCAGUCCUAGUUGAUCAAAAUUGCAUCUUAACCAAUGUUUCUCUUCAGUUAACUACAGCUUCAAAUUCAUCUCCUAUCCUCUGAUCUUUUCUUCUCCCAGCAUACUGAGGUAUUUUCUGUCAGAUAGGUCCAUAGAGAAUGACAGCUGCCAUUGAUGUGUUUGCUAUUUCACACAA
This is a messenger RNA of Manis javanica (Malayan pangolin), 5059 nucleotides long. It is a transcript of the gene ZC3H12B, whose product is annotated as zinc finger CCCH-type containing 12B. The record is from RefSeq and is a predicted model, not a curated record. Gene Ontology annotation, cellular component: cytoplasmic ribonucleoprotein granule; nucleus. NCBI's taxonomy places the organism in Eukaryota, Metazoa, Chordata, Mammalia, Pholidota, Manidae. Gene Ontology annotation, molecular function: RNA endonuclease activity; metal ion binding; mRNA binding.